AUUGCGAUCUAAAUGGAUAGACGUUUGGGUCUCUUACGCGUCCAUGUUAAACGCGGUAUUAAUCUUGCCAUUCGCGAUAUGAUCAGCAGCGAUCCUUAUGCUGUAGUUGAAUUGGGUAAUCAGAAAGUAAAGACUCACGUAGUGAGAAAAGACAUAAAUCCCAAGUGGAAUGAAUAUUUAACUCUUUCCAUCUCAGAUUUCAAUGUCCCAAUCAAGUUGACGGUGUAUGAUCACGACACUUUUAGUAAAGACGACAAAAUGGGAGAUGCAGUUUUCGAUAUAAAAGAGUUUGUGGAAUCCAUGAGGAUGGAUCUAAUAGGGCUCCCAGGAGGAACUGUGGUGACAAGAGUGCAACCGUCGAGACAAAACUGUCUUGCAAAAGAAAGUUGCAUUAGUUGGACCUCGGAAGGAAAAGUAUAUCAAGACAUGGUACUUAGGUUGAGGAAUGUCGAAUGUGGCGAAGUUGAACUCUCCCUUAAUUGGAUUGAUCUACCUGGUGCUAGGGGCAUUUGGUAA
Messenger RNA from Impatiens glandulifera, 516 nucleotides. RefSeq names its product protein C2-DOMAIN ABA-RELATED 4-like. The record is from RefSeq and is a predicted model, not a curated record. The coding region runs from base 13 to 516 and encodes 167 amino acids. Lineage: Eukaryota; Viridiplantae; Streptophyta; Magnoliopsida; Ericales; Balsaminaceae. The transcript has 3 exons.